UAGUCUACAAGAAUCGUUGCUAAAAAAUUUACACAGGUAAAAGCACAAGACAAUGUAAGAGGAAGAGAGGGAGAGGGAGAAAGAGGGAGAAAGAUUUGGUAAGUGUAGUGAGAGUGAGAAAGGAAAAUCAAUUUAUGUGAAUCACUGAAUACAAGAAGAUGAAGAAAAUAGCAGGGGAGAAGAAGAUGAGAAAUCGUUAAUUAUGAUAAAAGCACAAUAAUAUUGUGAUUAUGAUGAUAGAGAGGGAGAGAGUGAGAGAGUGAGAGAGACGAAAGAAAAGAAGAAAAAAAAUCGAGACAAAGAUAAAAGAGAUACACAGAGGGAGAGAGAGGGAGAAAUGAAUUUUCAUCAAUCAGUCAUAAGAAAACUUACAAUUUUCUUUUCUCUGUUUCUCUUUUUCUUUUCUCAUCAAACAAUAUGGAUAAAAAUGAUGUUGAUACCUUCGUAAUUGAUGUCAAUCAAAAAAUCAAUCAGCAAUUAACGAAAAGAGAGAAAAGCUAAAAAUUAAAUGAAACGUAAAGAAGAGAAAUCAUAACCCAGACGAAGAGAAAAAAAAAUUUCUAUUCUAACAUAAGUUUUCGUAGAAAUAGAUUGGCUAUUUUAAGAGAAGAAACAGACAAGGGGGAAUAAUUUGUUCCCUUUUCGGUUUUCUUUCUGUCUAGACUUUUGAUGUAGACAGAAGGAGACAGAUAAUAUCUCUCUCGCUCUUCUUUUUUUUAUCAUCUUCUCUCUCUCUCUCUCUUUCCCUUUCUCUCUCCUGUUUUUUUUCUUCUCCUUCUUGUGCUUCAUCAUUUCAUUUCUCGUCGUCCUCAUCAACAACAACAUCAAAGCGACGACGACAGAGUAACAACAAUAUACUAACAUCUCUCGUCUCUUUCACUGCUUUUGAUAUUUAUUUACUUCUUUUGCUUCUGUUGAUCAUCAUCACCAUCGCCAUCAUCAGUUUUCAAUAGCUUUCAACAGCUAUAACCAUUUUUCCAUCAAUGUUUUCAUUAGUUUCAUGAAUUGGUUCUGUUUUUCUAUUCUAUUUUUCUUCCAUCUCUCUCUCUCUCUCACUCUAAUCAACCUUUUAACACGUUCAUCAUUUUUUACAUAUGUUCACUCUACUCUGUUCAUCGAUGGUCAAAUCAUUGGACUCUUUGACAACCAUAAUAACUACUACAACAUCAAGGAGUAACAGUAGUAGUAGUAUUGUAAAGGAAAGAUCAUCAACAACUGAAUCAUCAUCAUCAUAUCCAGAAUCCGAGAUUUCAUCUUCACAUUGGUGUAUCCUUGCUUAUUGGGAAUUAAAAUCACGAGUUGGUCGUUUAUUUCCUGUUUCCAAUGAACGUAUUGAUAUUUUUAACGAUUGUCCAAAAGGGAAUGGCCUUUAUCUAGGAUAUUUUCCGCUCCAUCAUAUUGAUCAUAAUAGUGGUAAAAUUGGUAAAACACGAGCCAAAAUUGGUAAUGGUAUAAGAAUAAUUCGAAAAGGUUCAUCGGUUUACGUUUAUAACAGAUCUGAUUAUCCAAUAUUCCUCAAUUCGGCGACCUUAUGUCCACCAAAUUCUCGUCGUCCAACAAUAUUUAAAAUUCUACCUGGUUACUCGAUCAAAGCAUUCGAUUAUGAUGUUGCCCUCAAGAACACUCUCUAUCCCUUUAGAUCUGAGAAAGAUGGUCCCAUUGACCUGUAUUCCAUUAGGAUAAGUUUUGUCAAAGGAUGGGGACCAAAUUAUUCUAGACAAACGAUAACAUCAUGUCCAUGCUGGUUAGAAGUACUAUUUAUGCAUAGAUGAGGGUAUAAAUAUCUAGAUCAUCAUUUCAACUCAUACCAAUCUCAACAUGAUCAAUAUAAACACCGUCAUCAUCACCAUCAUAUAUACAUAAUCAACAACAACAACAACAACAUCUACAAAUGAGACCAGGAUAAAGCCAGGAAAGCGAAAGAAUUGAUUGAUAGAUUGUUCAAUUAACCUGGAGAAAAAGUGAGAGAGAGAGAGAGGACGAAAGCAAAAGAAAUGAACAAAAGAAAGACAAGAAAAAAAAGAUUAACAGAUUAAUAGAUUGAUUAAUUUAACCGGAAAAUCUAUCACACAUCAACAAUAUCAAUCGUCUACUUUGUGAAUACAUAAGUUAUAAAAUAUUGGUGUCAAACUCAUUUUAUUUGACUGUAUAAAUAUUGUACAUACACACACACACACUCUAAACAUACAAAUAUAUAUACAUAAAAAUACAA
Panonychus citri (citrus red mite) is the source of this 2212-nucleotide messenger RNA. Its product is annotated as mothers against decapentaplegic homolog 6-like. Gene Ontology annotation, biological process: regulation of transcription by RNA polymerase II; cell differentiation; transforming growth factor beta receptor signaling pathway. Gene Ontology annotation, molecular function: transcription regulator inhibitor activity; I-SMAD binding. Lineage: Eukaryota; Metazoa; Arthropoda; Arachnida; Trombidiformes; Tetranychidae. Gene Ontology annotation, cellular component: heteromeric SMAD protein complex. The record is from RefSeq and is a predicted model, not a curated record. The coding region runs from base 1095 to 1772 and encodes 225 amino acids. The transcript has a single exon.